GUCAAAUCGUUUCCUUCGAAAACUUGCACUUUGAAGUUCAAAGUUGUCAGCUGUCUGAUCAAUUCUCUGCAACAGAAUCUUUCGCUCGUUUAGGUCGCCGCUGUUCCACGAUUUUGUUCGGCAGUGUCUCACGAAAAAUCCAAAGAAGCGACCAUCUCCUGACAAACUUCUAGCAACCCAUCACUUCGUUCUCGGUUCUUUGAGUUCGAGAAUGACGAGAGAUCUCCUAGAUAAGGUAAAUAACGGCUCUUCUGCUCGGCUUCUUCAUCGGGAAAGUCAAGAGGAAGACGACAAGGACAGUGGGGAAGAAGAAGAGGUAUGGGUGACAUUUUUUGUAUCAGCGUUCACUUUAUAA
Messenger RNA from Cylicostephanus goldi, 355 nucleotides. NCBI's taxonomy places the organism in Eukaryota, Metazoa, Nematoda, Chromadorea, Rhabditida, Strongylidae. The record is from the annotation of a GenBank genome assembly.